This is a messenger RNA of Theileria equi strain WA, 2025 nucleotides long. RefSeq names its product signal peptide containing protein. The coding region runs from base 1 to 2025 and encodes 674 amino acids. The transcript has a single exon. The record is from RefSeq and is a predicted model, not a curated record. Lineage: Eukaryota; Apicomplexa; Aconoidasida; Piroplasmida; Theileriidae.
AUGAAGAUUAUCGCAUUAUUAUUACUCGUACAGACUGUUCUGCGGUCAUGUGCCUCGCCGGCAAAUUUGGAUAUUGGCAGUGCCAACCACCCGGACUUUUUCCUGGAAACAGGGCGGGAAUGCACAUUGACUAGGAGCAUUUAUAGACCUAAAAGGGGUAGAGAAUGGGUUACAGUAUCGCAUGGAGGAGGAGUCCUUUGGAGUACAGGAGAGAAGGACAAAUGUGUAAAUGUGCAAGUCUUUUACAGGGACAAGUUACCUCUCUUCCUCCGUAUUGUAUUUGCCAAAGAUAAUGUAAUUGAGGAUGUAUAUUACGUAUACAAGAAGAAAUGGGAGAUGUGUAAAGAGAAUGUAUUCAAAGAGGCGCUGGAAAGGGAGGGAAUGCAGAUCUUGAAAAUCGACUCUCCUAACCCAUUACUUGGGACUUUACAGAGAAAUGGCAGUUUAGUCACAGAAGAGACGUUUGUAUCUAGUGAUAAAUGCACUAUUGGCAGGGUGGAAUAUAAUGGAAAGACUUUAUGGGAGGGUGAAAGAGGAGAUUCACUCCUCUCAUAUACGCUCAUUUCAGAGGAUGAAAAGGCAAUUCUACUACAUUUGGUCUACACAAGCGAUGAGAGUUUUUAUGAGCUCUCUAAUGGCACAUGGAAAAAGAUUACAAGGGGCAAAUUCCUGGAUAGGGAUGGAAAACUGAGUCCUCAUAAAUCAGCUAUAGAUCUGAACAAUUUGGAAAAUAACGCAUAUAAAGUCUCCAAAAACCAAAUUCUCCGAUUUUCUGGCUUUGACUUUAUUCCUAAAAUUGAUAUACACUAUGUGAUAGAUGGUAAUACCGUUGUUGAAAGAAUUCCCAGGGGAACAAAGUUAGAAAAGGUCACCGUUUAUAUGGCAGACAUACAAAAAUAUAUGGAUGUAAAAUACAUGAGAGAUAAGAAGGAAUACCAUCAUUAUUUUGUAAAGGUAGGUGAAGAAUGGAGGAAGGCUACCAGAGAAGACUACUAUCUAGUUAUGAGAACAGAAACCCCUGUUCUGCCACAAAUAUCUUUAGACAUUAGAAUUCCAGAUGAAAAGAUUUGCAAGAUAGAGAAUACAGGGGAUCCAGUCUGUGAGAGAGUUAUAAUUCCAAAGAAUGAAUAUCGUGUCACAAAGGUGGUUGACAGAAAUAAGCUCAUUUGGGAAGCAGGGGAAUUCGAAUAUAUCCUUAAAGCCACAACAUAUUUGGAUAUCGGGAAACCAGUUCUUUUAAGCUUAAAGUAUGCUAAUGUGGAAAAGUAUUUUGGAUUAUCCAAUGGUUCAUGGAGCACACUCCGUAAGAGGAAUUUUGAUAAACAAGCGAAGAAACUAAAGGGAAGACGAAUUAUUGAUGUGAAUAAGAAAGAAGGCACCUUUUACAGUUGUUCUGAGUAUGUUCACUGUGGUAUUCCUACAGUCUCCUUUACACCAAAGGAGAAAGUUAUGGUCAUCAAGGACGGAGAUCAGAUCAUUUAUACGUCUCUAGGGGGAAUAGAAAAUCCAACUAUACGUCUUUAUGUUGCCAAGGAGUUCAAACUACUUGCUUUAAGUUAUAUACAACAUAAAACAGUCGGGAAUAAUACUACUCUUAAUCUCCAUUUCGAAACGGUACACGGCGUGUGGAAACCAGCAAACGAAAAGCGAUUCAAGGAACUACUUAAGCCACCGCAAUCAUCAGAAUCUGAAUUGAAGAAGAUACAGCGAUCAAACAUUUCCCUGGAUCUUUCCAAGGUAAAUCCAACCUAUUUCACAAUAGAAUGGGAUGGAUCAUUAUUAACUAUUACCCCUAAAGAGGGAUGCAAUGUGACAAAAAUCACUGAGAAGGAUGAUGGCAUAUGGGAAGCAGUAGGGAACGAAAAUACUGUGAUAGUUUGGAUACGUUACAAGAACAAAAAACCAAGUCUCAUGCAUAUUCUUGUGGAGAAUUCUCCAAAGGCCAACAAACAUUUUGAGAAAAAACAAGAUGGCAAAUGGUUACCCAUUACAGAGGAAGAUUAUGAUAAAGUGCUAGGGAAAUAA